AUGGCCGCCGCAGGAGACGCCGCAGAGGUCAACAUCCAGAUCUGGAAGGUCAAAAAGCUCGUCAAGCAGCUCGAUGCUGCUCGCGGUGCUGGUACUUCCAUGAUCUCUCUCAUCCUUCCACCAAAAUCUCAAAUCUCCCAAGCAUCCAGCAUGUUGACACAAGAAUACGGUACCGCCUCCAACAUCAAGUCCCGUGUCAAUCGUCUCUCCGUUCUUGCCGCCAUCACAUCCACGCAGCAGCGUCUCAAACUCUACAACCGAGUCCCCGAUAACGGUCUCAUAGUCUACUGCGGUACCAUCCUGACAGACGAAGGCAAAGAAAAGAAAGUCAACUUCUCAUUCGAACCUUUCAAGCCCAUCAACACUUCGCUUUACCUCUGCGAUAACAAAUUCCACACUGAAGCACUCAGCGAGUUGCUCGAAGCCGAUGCCAAAUUCGGUUUCAUCGUUAUGGACGGUAACGGUUCCCUCUUUGGUACUCUUUCCGGAAACACCCGUACUGUUUUGCAAAAGCUUUCGGUGGAUUUGCCAAAGAAGCACGGUCGUGGUGGUCAAUCAGCCUUGCGUUUCGCUCGUCUUCGUGAGGAAGCUCGUCACAACUACGUCCGUAAAAUCGCCGAACUCUCCACUCAACACUUUAUCACCGAUAACAAGUGUAACGUUGCUGGCUUGGUGUUAGCCGGUUCAGCCGAUUUCAAGACCGAACUCAGUCAGUCGGAUAUGUUCGACUACCGACUUCAGCCUAAGAUCGUUAAGAUCGUCGAUGUUAGUUAUGGUGGAGAAAAUGGAUUUAACCAGGCAAUCGAGUUGGCUGCGGAGACUUUGUCCAACGUCAAGUUUGUUCAGGAGAAGAAGUUGAUUCAGAAGUACUUUGACGAGAUUUCUAUGGAGACUGGCAAGUACUGUUUCGGUCUGGAUGACACUUUUAAAGCAUUGGAUUUGGGUGCGGUGGAGACCUUGAUCGUUUGGGAGAACCUUGAUGUCAAUCGUUACCUUCUCAAGGAUAGCGAGGGAAGCCAGCACAUUUUGAUGCUGACAAAGGAACAGGAGAAGGACAGGGCUCGAUUUAUGGACAGAGCUACGGGCGAGGCUAUGGAACAGGUCGAGGAACCUAUGCCACUCUUGGAAUGGUUGGCAGAGAACUAUAGGCAGUUCGGUGCCAACUUGGAGUUUGUCACGGAUAGGUCGCAGGAGGGAAUGCAGUUCUGUAAGGGUUUCGGUGGUAUCGGCGGCAUCUUGAGGUACAAGGUUGCGUUUGAGGAUAUGGCGGUGUUUGAGGAUGAGGAUGAGUUUAUGAGUGAUGAUUCGGAUGAUUAA
Molecule: messenger RNA, 1317 nt
Organism: Ustilago hordei
Lineage: Eukaryota; Fungi; Basidiomycota; Ustilaginomycetes; Ustilaginales; Ustilaginaceae
Product: putative eukaryotic translational release factor 1
Exons: 1
Coding region: 1-1317 (438 amino acids)
Biological process (GO): cytoplasmic translational termination
Cellular component (GO): cytosol; translation release factor complex
Molecular function (GO): sequence-specific mRNA binding; translation release factor activity, codon specific
Source: RefSeq, a predicted model, not a curated record